GCACGACAUACCGACGUCAGAAGAAGCGAGUCUCCUGCUUCGCUACCUCCCACAUGGCAUACCGGUAGCCCUGAGCCGCACCAGAUCCCCUCAGAAGAGCACGACGCCACGCUACAGAGAUGCAUCCCCACCUCGUUCAAGGCAAGCAAGCCCGCUGCGCCUCCCUGGUCCACGCCCUCGAGGAGUGUCACUCUGCCGGUCUCCUACCCCGCCUCACAGGCAAAUGCAAUGACAUCAAGCAACAGCUCAACCUCUGUCUUCGUGAGGAGCGUAUAGAGCGGACGGGGAGGAAUGCGGAAAAGGCAAAGGAGAGACAGAAGGAGGUGAAGAAGGUUUGGAGUGAGAUUGAGCAGGAGGGUUAGAGUAAGAUUGAAGAGGAAGGAGGAAGAGAGGGCUGGGAGCUAUGGGAUAAGCAGGCGAUUUGAGAGAG
Microstroma glucosiphilum is the source of this 430-nucleotide messenger RNA. Its product is annotated as UPF0287-domain-containing protein. The coding region runs from base 120 to 362 and encodes 80 amino acids. The record is from RefSeq and is a predicted model, not a curated record. Lineage: Eukaryota; Fungi; Basidiomycota; Exobasidiomycetes; Microstromatales; Microstromataceae. Gene Ontology annotation, cellular component: mitochondrion. The transcript is spliced from 3 exons.